AUGCAUUGUUGUGAUAAUAUACCGUCAAAAUCUGUCGCACGUUUAGUAGCUAUUUGUCAAAAAGAAGAAUUAUCUUCCUUUGAAACGCGACAAAUACCAAUUAGUAUCGAUGAUACGCUAAUCAUGAAACUCCAGUUUGACAAUUGUUAUUUAUCAUGCGACCAAAUCCGUUAUAUAAAACCAAAGAGCUAUGAUACAUUUUUACAACGUUAUCAAACAUUGACACAUGAUGAAAUAUUGGAAACAUUUUGUGUACCAAGUUCUCAACUGCACAGCGUUGUCGCCAAUUCCGUAACAUGUAUUGGUUGUCGAAAAAGUAUCGAAAACUUUUUGAAAUCCAUAAUCCAAUAUCGUCAUCCGGCUCUAGAACCAUUAUGUGUUACAGAACAAGGAACAUUAACCUUGAAAGAAACGUAUUGUUUAGAUCCACAGAAUAUUUACACGCUACUUUAUGUAAAUGGAUCAAAAUUAAACACGUUUAUUGAUAGCAUUCCAAAAUCAAAAAAGAAUCGUCGUUGUUACAUUCAUUCAUUAGAUAAAUCCAGAUCGAUAAAUGAUUGGCAAGAGAUUUGGGAACGUAUGUCACAAGAAUGCCGUGAGGAGGCAAUACUAGUCGAUACAGAUGGCUUAUUAGAUACAUUGGAAAAUUAUCUUGGUAAACAUAAAUUUUGUUCUGAAUGUAAAACAAAAGUUUUAAGAGCAUACGAUAUUCUUGUUGAUAAUGUUGAUCAUACGGGAGAGAAAGGUUUCUGUCCAGCAUUGUAUGAUGGGUUAAGAUGUUGUCCGCAUGAUAAACAUAUUCAUGUUCAAGCAGAAAAAGUGUUUGUUGGAACUUUGAUAUUACGUGCUGAACAAGAAAUUCAAGGAAGCCGACGUGAAAGACAUGCAAAAACAUUGGACAUAGCUCAGGAGGAAAUUUUAACGUGUGUGGGUAUUUAUUUAUAUGAACGAUUCCACAAGAUUUGUCAAACAAUGCGUUCUGAAGAACAAACAUGGCAACUAUUAUGUUAUAUCGGCAUUGAUUGUUUGAGACGAAGUUUCGAAGUUGCUGUUGAGAGAAAACAAGGAUUCAGUACAUUAGAAUUGUUAUGCGAAGAAUUUCGAGCUGAAGAAGAAGUACAAACGUUGAAAAAACAACAACGACGUCUAAAACGAAAAUUACGAAGACAAACAAAAAAUCAUGAUACAAACGAAUUGAUAGAGAAUGUUAUAAAAACCACAAAAACUAGUAAUAAUGAUCUGGUAUCGACUCCGACACCGGUGGUUAUUAGUAAUCGUAGACGAAAUAGUAGUUGUGGGAGUAAAUGUAAUUAUUCCAGUAAAAUAAAUCGAUCUUCCAUUAGUAAUAAAAAGCCUUCUCAACAGUUGAUUAAUGAAACUAACGAUAUUAAUAACGUAUUGUGUGAUCGAACAUUUCCUUCAUCAUCAUUUUCCAAAGUCCAGUCUUGUUCAUCCUCACUUCUUUCUUGUUCUGCUCAUACGAAAAAGCCAAUUCAUCGAUCAAUACACACAAAUUCCGAAUCUUGGUCAGAACAAACUGCAAUAGCAACGCCACUUGUACAAGAAAAUGAACUUGUUCAUCAUUAUCGUUGUCCGUUAUCAGAACGCAAUAACGGUUCUUGUCAAUGUGCUAAGGAUGUGUGCAGCAAACAAGAACAAUCUGAGUCGUAUUUAUGUGAAAAUGUUCAGCAAUUAUCAUCUACAUUUUCUUGUUCGCAAGAAACAUUGUUUUCAUCUUCCUCCUCCUCAUCGUCUUCGCGAAUCUGUGGUUGUCAGGAACAAAACAGCGUUCAAGAAUCUUCUCGAUGCUCGACAACAGAUGGUACUAGAACAGAUCUUGGUUAUUCCUCAGGGCCAGACGAUAGUUGUUCCACUGAUGCUUGUGAAUGUUCUUCAACGUGUGUUGCUUGUUCUGCAAACGAUCAUUCUGCUGCUGUCUGUCCUACUCUAAACGAUGAAGAAAGUUGUUGUUGUAUACCGUCUCAUUGUAAUCACAAUAGAAUAGAUUGUAAUACAAAACAUCUUGGACAAACAGUUGACACUUGUCCAUGUUCUGUAUCUCUUUAUCAAAAAACGGUGGAAUUAUCUGAUGUCUAUCGAACUAGAAAACUGAAGUUGGAAUUAUGUCACGAAUGGCCAUAUUUCGAAAUGCACCUAAAACACAUAUGGAAUGGUACAGAAGACGACCUAUCAAUGGAUAAUAAUUGCACUUCACUCAUAUCCGAUGAAGAUCUUCGACAAUAUGAAAUGGCUGAACCAAUUUUCUCUCAAAAACGUUCUCAGCUAAGAGAAAUACUAAGAAAACGAUUUCAAGAAAAACGAAUAAUUUUUUAA
Didymodactylos carnosus is the source of this 2334-nucleotide messenger RNA. Lineage: Eukaryota; Metazoa; Rotifera; Eurotatoria; Philodinida; Philodinidae. The record is from the annotation of a GenBank genome assembly.